CUAACCAGAGAAGCCGCAGCAAGGGCGAAGUGCGGACAGAGUUCAAUCGUCUAAAGUCCUUGGUCACACUGAUCUAUCACAUUUUGAAUUACACUUCAAACAACUGGACACUUUUUUCCGUCUACUUUGGGCCACCCCCACCAGCUCGGGAUUGCUCAUACGGCUUCCACAAGUGUAAUCACAAGUGAACCAAAUUGACAAAGUAACAUGGAUGCUUUCGAGGGAAUUCACAGUGUUCGGAUUUCAUCCUCUCCGCCACCCAUGAUCUCUUCCGGUCGGGCCUACGAAGUCCUGAAGUCAGGCAGGUCGGGAAUAGCGGUGUAUUCCUCUGCGGUGUUCUUUGGGACGCCAUCCGAAGCUGAGGAGAAGGGCUGCGUGGUAGGAAGGUUGGUAGACCUGGAUCCCGAGCCAGAGCCCGGAUUGGAGGGAAUAGGCCAGGCUGGGCCCACAAUGGAAAUAGACCAGGGCGUCCAUUCCCGCCUGCGCAGCUCCUCGUUGCAAAUACGAGAGAAAGAAAUUCGUGAAAAGGGCUCGGAGAUCCUCAGUGAACAGUUAGACGCUGCAAAAAAGGAACUAAAACUAAAAGACAAGGAAUGCGAGCGUCUGUCGCAGGUCAGGAAUCAGCUGGAACAAGAACUGGAGGAGCUCACUGCCAGUCUCUUCGAGGAAGCUCACAGGAUGGUGCGCGAGGCCAACGUCAAACAAGCAGGAGCGGAGAAACAACUGAAGGAGGCUCAGGGGAAGAUUGACGUCCUUCAAGCAGAAGUGACAGCGCUCAAAUCCCUGGUGUUAACCUCGACGCCGUCCGCUCCGAACCGGCAGCUGCAUCCCCAGCUGAAGCUCCCAGUCGGGGGGCACACUCGCAACAAGAGCCUGAGCAGUGGUUCACUGUGUCCUCCUGGGAAACCAGAAUCGCCGUCACUUCCUGUUCAGCCGGUCAUCAAAGAGGACAGAGAGAUGGACUCAGUUCUUUACGCAGAGUUCCUCAUGUGGAAGGAGCAUCCGAGUCUCGAGCGUUCAUCCGCCCUCAUGAAUCGCAUCUACAGAGAAGACAUCGCCCCCUGCCUCUCGUUUACACGAUCCGAACUGGCCCAGCUGGUGCAGAGCGCCGUCGAAAACAACUCUUUGACUAUCGAGCCCGUGGCUAUGUCAGCGUUACCAAUGGUUAAAGCCUCAGCCAUGGAAUGUGGAGGACCGAAUUACUUUAGGGCAGCAGUGGAGACAAAAUGCGCGCUCAGCGGCGUGUCGCGACUGUGCAGACAUCGGAUUAAACUCGGCGACAAGGGGAACUACUACUACAUUUCCCCCUCCAGCCGAGCACGGAUCACAGCCGUAUGUAACUUUUUUACGUAUAUCCGCUACAUCCAGCAAGGUCUGGUCAGGCAUCGUGCGGAGCAGAUGUUCUGGGAGGUGAUGCGUCUCCGAAAGGAAAUGAGUGUGGCCAAGCUGGGUUUUUACCUCACAGAGGAGAGUUAGAAGACCUGGUCGACCAGCGUGACGCAUGAGGACCAGGACACGUCAGGCUUACAAAGCGGUAACUUAUAAGAGGUCAACCAAGAAAACGGUUGUACUACCACAAGAAGACAAUGAAAGGCAAAGUCGAUUUUAAGAUACCGUAUUUUACGGCUCAUAAGGCGCAUAUUUUUGUGACGCUUUGUAUGUUAGUUUAUUGUAAUUGUUCCGUAUGUUUAGUUGAUCGAUUUAGUGCUCUUAUGCUAGGCUAAAAUCAGACAUGAGACACUGGGUAGCGCCGCGUGUCUCGCUCGGGUUUGUUUGUCAUGCAACGACAUGGGGGUUGCUUCGAGCAGAGGUGCGAUCCUCUGACAGACAAAAAAAAAAAAAAAGUUCAUCAUCACAUUGUGUUAUUUAUUUAUCUCCUGUUAAAUGAUAUCUUGGUUGACAGUUCAACAGCUGUAAACAAAUCAAUGCACUGACCAUUAUACAACCUUUUUUUAAAAAUUCUGUCCUGGCAGCUACAGGAAGCUGGCUGGCCAAUCUCAAAAGCUCAGCUUACAUUAGGCCUCGCGGCGUAGUAGGACUACAUGUCCCAUGAUUCUAAGACACAAAAGCAGAAAGUAGUUCGAGUUCCGGUGUGAUGAAAACAAACGCCUGCGAGCGAUUCAAUGUUGGUGAAAGUGAGAACACGAUCAUAAAUGUGAAAGUGAGCAGCAGGAAGGAAUUUAACUUUACGGUUUACCUCUCGGUCCCACAUAUCACAUGGUGACAUUGGAAAUGCGCAGCCAGAAACGCGCAGUUGACCGCUUCAUUAGGACGACCUUUGACCCGAUUCUUAGACGCAGAAGCAGGAAGUAGUCCUAGUUCCAGUAUGACAACGUCAUGUACUGUAGAUGCCAACUCGCGAUUAGAUCUGGAUGGGAAUGACAUUGUGAACGCAAUGGGAGGAAAUUUACAUGAAAGUUGAACUGAAAAGCUGACAUCCGUCCAAACGUAGGGCACAUUACAUUGUAAGGCGCGCUGGCGAUUUUUGAGAAAAUGAAAAGGAUUUUAAGUGCGCCUUAUGGUCCGAAAAAUACAAUACUCGUGAUAUUUCCAUGCCUAGUUUUUAAUCUUGCUGAUGUAGACACCACAAUAUUGUUAGUCCAUACAAAUGUAUUUUAGUUCAGGCAUUUGCGCUUGAAGACAUUGAGGAGUAAAACAUAGAGCAGAAUGUUAUUACAAAACAAAAUUAGCAUACAUACAUUUAGGUGUCAGUUUUACAAACAGCAUUCAUUGCCUUUUAGGUCCAAUCACAACAACAGUUGAGCCAUAACCGAGUUCCGAAAUGAGAUGCGCUGCCCUGCAGAGCUCAGCUCUACAAACUUUAGUGAAGUUUUGCACGUCCAAAAUCAACGUCAUAUAUACUGCAUGAGCUAUUCACAACAAUGUAUAAAUGUCAUCCAUAAGCCAUGGUAUGUAAUUUGCAUUGGCUGUUUUACCUCAUAGUAUAUAUGUAUUAUUGUAGUUAUUUUAUUGUAUUUUUUUUUAACAUUCCAACGGUAUUAUGAAGGUAAGAAUGAAGAAACGCGUAGGUGCGAUAAGUGUAAUCACCACUUCUAGGCCUCUAAAAGGCUUAGAUUUGACGUCUUCAAUGUCAGUGUACUGAUACCUGCCAACACUCCAUUAAAGUCUGACAAUGCCA
This is a messenger RNA of Hippocampus zosterae (dwarf seahorse), 3139 nucleotides long. RefSeq names its product RAB3A interacting protein (rabin3)-like 1 (gene rab3il1). Gene Ontology annotation, molecular function: guanyl-nucleotide exchange factor activity. Gene Ontology annotation, cellular component: Golgi to plasma membrane transport vesicle. The coding region runs from base 208 to 1476 and encodes 422 amino acids. NCBI's taxonomy places the organism in Eukaryota, Metazoa, Chordata, Actinopteri, Syngnathiformes, Syngnathidae. Gene Ontology annotation, biological process: exocytosis. The transcript is spliced from 12 exons. The record is from RefSeq and is a predicted model, not a curated record.